Molecule: messenger RNA, 6650 nt
Organism: Diorhabda sublineata
Lineage: Eukaryota; Metazoa; Arthropoda; Insecta; Coleoptera; Chrysomelidae
Product: serine proteinase stubble-like
Exons: 13
Coding region: 312-2120 (602 amino acids)
Biological process (GO): proteolysis
Molecular function (GO): serine-type endopeptidase activity
Source: RefSeq, a predicted model, not a curated record
AGUCAGUAGUCGAUUGUCGGUUGUAAAACACAUGAGAGAAAAAGAAGUUAAGUUAGCGGCGCACCGUCUACUGGAGUCCAUCGAGCGGUUUUUGGAUCCUUUUCAUAUCGCGUUCGGUUUCAGACUAUUUUAAUUAUUAGUGUGAGAGAUUGUGGUUUUAAGGAAAUUUAUGUUGUUGCUGUAAUUAUAUUUUCAGAGUUUAUAAAAACAGUAGCUGACCUGAUAUGAAUGUGACUUUAUUUUUGGAGGGGCAAAGAAUAACGAAUAUGAGGUGAAGAUACCCUUUUAUUUCUAAGAUAAUCUUUGUUAGGAUGAACAUGGGAUCGGAUAGAAGAUUGGAUAACAGAACAUUGGAACAAUUAGUUAGAGAUACAACAUGGUGUAGUCUUCGUAUGGUAUUUCUGGUCCUGGUGUUAGUAUCUGAAUGGCUGCCUACAUCAUCCAGUGCCGCUUAUUCUUCAAAAAGAAAAGAUCAAGCAUACCAAAUCAAUCCAAAACCUUGUUGGGUAGAUGGCCAGGAAGGUACUUGCAUGUUUGUUUAUGAAUGCAUAAACACUGAUGGUUACCAUAUAGGUAUGUGCGUGGACACGUUCAUGUUUGGUUCUUGUUGUGCACACAAUUCCACUCAGAAUACGGUGAUUCCGUCACAGCUACCAAACCAACCUAACCGUCCACAAAUUCUUUACACUCAUCCAAGCUCUAGUCAUAGUAGUCAUAGUAAUAACUAUAAUAAACCAACCAAACCGCUAAGUCAUUAUAUUAGUACUAGUAGACCUAAGCCAAACAGCCACCAACUGGCCAAUAACUCAACGAGAUCAUCAGCAGCUACUCGUAAUCCAACUUUACCUACUUCUACUGAUCGAUCUGAAUUCUCUUGGAGAAUAUCUACACCUCCUCCUAGGCACAGUAUUCGACCGAUGAACACAAAUGAUGAUUUCACGUUGACUGCCAACCUCAUCUACACGAAACCUGGAUGGCAAAUGACAACCGAGCCCGCUUUCAUAACAUCAAACCACAGUUCUAAGGAUCCGCAAAUAGAAACGAAUAGUUUACAAAACUGGCAGUCUACAACGGAGUUUGGAGUAGUGACUAGACAGAAAAAACCCACUAAAACCAAGAAUCGACCGACAAAGAAGCCGGUACAAAGCGCGGCAGAUAAAUAUUUCACCAAGUAUUCAAUGAAGCCUACGAAGCCUACUACCACUAAAAGGCCAACAGAAACUGGUAGACCUGAACUAUCUUAUCCGAAAUUACCAAACAAAACUCCAACUACUAUUUUGCCUUCUCCAACAAGUUCAAAUGGACUUUCUAUAUCAACAACUUCGGCAGCAAACGACGAUAUUUCUUGUGGCGUUCCUCAGAUGUUUACCAAAGCUCAAACAAGGAUAGUGGGUGGAAAAAAUGCUCCUUUUGGAAAAUGGCCUUGGCAGGUUUCCGUGAGGAGAACAUCGUUUUUUGGAUUCUCUAGUACACAUCGAUGCGGUGGAGCAAUCUUGAAUGAAAAUUGGAUGGCAACUGCUGGACACUGUGUAGAUGACUUACUGACAUCGCAAAUCAGAAUAAGAGUUGGAGAAUACGAUUUUUCCAGCGUUCAGGAGCAACAUCCCUAUGUAGAAAGGGGAGUAUCGCAAAAAAUAGUACAUCCCAAAUACAACUAUUUCACUUACGAGUACGACCUUGCUCUUAUCCAAGUUGAUAAAUCAUUGGAAUUCUUGCCGCAUAUAUCUCCUAUAUGUCUACCAGCUUCUAAUGAUCUUUUGAUUGGAGAAAAUGCUACAGUAACCGGAUGGGGUAGACUCAGUGAAGGCGGUACCUUACCAUCAGUGUUACAAGAGGUUCAAGUACCUAUAGUUAGCAAUGAUCGCUGCAAGAGUAUGUUCCUAAGGGCUGGUCGACACGAAUUUAUUCCUGAUAUAUUUCUCUGUGCUGGAUACGAAGGAGGAGGGCAGGAUUCUUGUCAAGGAGAUUCAGGAGGUCCUUUGCAAGUGAAAGGAAAAGACGGACGUUACUUUCUAGCAGGGAUCAUUUCAUGGGGAAUUGGAUGCGCCGAAGCUAACCUUCCCGGAGUAUGUACAAGAAUAUCCAAGUUUGUUCCAUGGAUUCUGAAAAUAGUUACUUAACGAUAUGAACUCUAUCAAUUAUAAAAAUACUAUACGACUUGUAGCCUUUCUCGAAUCGACCACCAAGUUUACUUUUUACUAUAUGUAAAGCGUGGGUUUGGUAAUGCAGAAGACAAGCAACAAAUAGAAAAUUGAUAAUAAUCGUCAAUUGGUGACCUAAUAUAUGAAAUGCGAAUUCCCUCUCACUUUAAUGUCAAAUACAAUGUAUCUGUAAUAUAUUAUCAUCAUCAAAGAUACUAAUUUUGUCAAAUUCUAAUAAUCCAGAGCUCAGUAUCUUUGGAAUACUAUAUACACACCUAAGUCUAAGUCCUGGACUCCUCUUUCAAAUGGAAUCGAAAAGGUUUUAUUUUGAAGAGUUUAUCAGCUGAAUCAUCUGGUUUUUCAUGGGUAUUGAUGGCAUGAAUAUUGUUUAGCAAUUAUGUCACCCAUAAAAAGAAACACGCCGUUUAUUUCAAUAUCUUUAAUUAUAAAAUAAAUAAACUUACUUGGGAACAAAGUACGGAUCUUUCCAGUAUAAACAAAUAAUGAAGUUUGUAUGAAUGAUGCACUAAUUUAGUAUGAUAGUGAAGUAAAUAAAUGAAAUUGGACCAAUUGAUAGUUUUAUCGUCCGCUGGAGUUAUAAAUUAACAUAGCAUUGCAUUGAUAUUUAUUCCAUGACUGAAGGUAUUUCUGGAAAGCUUUCAACGGAAUAGAUUCUCUCUUUUGACUAGUCUCCUCAAUAUUAGGAAUGAUUUCUUACGAACUUUGAAGAAGACUGAAUUUUGAUGCGUUGUUCAAGAUCCAUGUACACUGCAAAAAUGAUCAUACUAAAGCCGAAACGGGAUCAAAGCUAAGUUGUUACUGUUGGUAUCAACACCUCAGAGUAUGAGCAGACUCUAGUAAGAAUACGACGUUUAGUUAUUAAAUAACGAGACUGGUGAUAUAAAACAUUCGAUUUUAUUCAUUAUUUCCUUUAAUAUAUACCCUUUCUCUAUCCCCACAUCGCUCCAUACGAAUCUUCUUCGAAAUUGUAGGAAGUAUUUUUCUGUCAGUUCCUUUAAGUCGCGCUUCGUUUUUUCUUUCACAGCUUCAACAAAUUCAAAUCUUGUUCCUUUCAAUGCAAGUCUGAGUGAUUUUAAUCGGACAGACAAACCACAACAAGAGCCAGCGAGUUUAGCAUAUUACGUAUAAAAUUUUAUCAAACUCGACGCUUUUGUAAUAUUUAUUAAAAUCUUCAAUUACAAUGAAAAUAUUAAUGUUGAAUUAAAUGGUGUUGGAAGUAUUCUACGGAAGCAAAAAACGAUUUCCCAAAAUAAUUCAAAACAAGUCAGAAGUAAUCACUCGAAAUUUCUUCAAAUAGUAAAUCAGACAUUCAAUUUGAAUAGAUAGUCUGCAAAUGCUGCAGUGGGUUGUUUAAUACCUGAAAAAUGAAGAAACUACGACUCAAUUUGGGAUAUGUUCAUAAUUCAUUAUUAAAUAAAUUAAAUAAAUCUGUUCCUUAGAUCGCAAUGAUAAUUGGGAGAUUGCGGAAGCCUGGAAGGCUGAAUUGACAUUCCUAUAGGAAGAAGACUUAUCUGAUGAAAGCACCGUUAUAAAAUUUACAAUUCCAGAACGCAAAACACACGUUAUUCGCGAAUUUGUGGUCACUGUUGGAAAUAUAGCUGGUGUCAAUCUUGUUGACCUCCUCAAAAAGUAUAGAAAUAUAAGACUUUCUGCUGUGAAGCACUACAGAUUUUCUGUGCUUUAUUAUAAUGAAAUGGCAUACAAUACAUAAAUACCAUUGAAAAAUUACCAGAAAAGAUUGCUCAUUACCUGGGUCUAUCUCAUGUUAAGGGGUACACGGGAUAUUGUUUCAGACGUUCCUCAGCAUCUCUCAGAAGACUCAGGAGAAGACAUUCUGGAAAUGAAGCACAUGGAGGAUGGAAAUCCAACACUGUAGCCAAGGGUUAUAUAGUUAUAUAGAAAAUAAAAGAAGAAAUUCAGAUAACAUUCUGGCCCAAGCCCUUGGCAUACAUAUAGAUAUGACAGCUUUAAAUGAAAUUAACAUCAGACAAGAUGUUCCAGAGAAUAAUCACCCAGAAAAUACAUUUCCUUUAAAUAACUGUGUAUUGAAUAGUGUUGUUUUUAAUGUUUAUAAAUUUCAAAAUACUAUUGGAUUAAAAUAAUGAGAUAAUUGACAGUUUUUGCAGUAAUUAAUAAAUUAUUCUUUGAAACUUGUGACGUUUCCAAAAGUCAAGGAGUGACUUAAGCUGUCACAUUUGAUAAAUAUAUUUUUGGGAGCUCACAAAUGUGAGGAUUUUAAGUUUUGCACACCCUUUCCGUACAAUUUUCAUGUUGAAUUUGCCGCACGAAAUAAUAAGCUUCAUGCUGAACACCUGACAGAAGCUUACCUUUGGCGCCUGCGAACUCUUUCUGUCUCGUUACUUAAUAGCCACACCUUGUAUGUAUACUAUUGAAGCUUCUUCACGGUACUUAUUAUUCAUAAGUCCUAAAGAACUAGCCUCGUGAAAAAUAUAAAGAUUUAUUUCACAAUUCACAUCUGCAACUAGAUUUAUAUGUUCAUAUUAAAAAUGUAAAAUUAAUUCUGGUUAUUCUACUAAGAUUGAUUCAUUAACAUUUAUUAAAAAUCUUUUUCAGUAAAAAAAAUUAUAACAAAUGUGGCGUCUCAAAAAGCCUGGUAAUUGUUCUGAAAUUUGUAUACCUACCAUUAGAGAGGGUGAAUAAAAACUGAAUUUCACAAAAACAUACCUAUUACGGGGCAUAAUACAAGGAAUCAUCCCAUUUUUCAAUAAUUUCAGCAUGCAUUCAAUCAAAUAAUAGAUUCAGGCACAAAACAGAAAAAAAUAUCAUCUUUACAAUGAAAAAGUAAAAUAAGAAAAGCCUGGGAUCAUAUAGACAUGGGAAAUCAUAAGAACAGGAUUGAAUAAAUACAAAGAACUUAAGAGGCUAGAAGAAUUAACCUCAAAUUUUUCUGUAAUCGAUAGUCACUUAUAUUCAUCAGAAAUAAAUAAUUUUGAAAAUACAGUAUUGUAUUCUGAACAAAUUUAGAUCGACAUGAAGUUAAGUGAAUUAGAGUUCUAGAUUUUUUGAUUCAAUUACAUCCUCUAGCGUACGAAAUUAAAAACAAUUUCUAAGUUUUUGUUAUAUCUUCGAAAGUCAUUCUUACUGGAACACUUGGUACAUUGCAUUGUAUGCAAGAUUGUAAAAAUGUAAAAAUUAAUGAUAAUUUAUGAAAUUGUAUCAAUACAAUUAUCCUAGUUAUAACUAUAAAUUAAUUUGUGAUAUUUAUUUAAUUUAUCUUAUAAAUAUAACAGCUUCAAUAAUCAAAAUACUUAUUAGAAUAUUUUUUCCGAUGUAUAUAUUCUAAUUUAAAUACAAAGUGUCAAUUGGAAAAACUAUUAUUUACUCUAUAUUUCAAUAUCAAUCGAAAAUUCGGGAAAAUAAAAAGUUAUAUGUCAUUUAUUUACGAUAGAAUUGAAAACGUUGAACAUCAACUUUUUCACAGUGAAAUAUUAAUAACUUUAUAAUUUCAAAUGGUUUCGGUUCAAAUGGGAAAGUUUUGAUCUAUUAUUUGAUCUUUAUCAGGGCUGAAAAUUAUGGUAAAUUUUAUUAUAAUUCAAAUAAUGAUGAAGAUAAAGAACUUAACAAAGAAUUGUGAAAUUAGAAGUGAAACGAUAAUCAGAUGGUUCGACAAUAUAUAAAUCGAUAAUGCGAUCUAUAUGUAUGGAAUAAGUUCAAUUUUGGCGUGGCAAUGUACUGAAACAUGUCGAUUUUUAUUCUUGAAUCGACAAUUCACAGUAUCAAAAUAUCAUCAUCUAAAUUAUAAUCACCCCCUCGAUGGAACAUUUUAAAUAAAAAAGGGGGUUGUGUGGCACCUUGCUGGAAUCUACUUUACACUUAAAUUAAAUGUUCAAAAUGACCACCAUUCACUUCUUGAUAAUAGCCGAGGCGAUUCUGGAAUUCUCAUUCUACAUUUUGUAUGACCACAUUUGAGUAAAUCUUCUGAUUUGAGAGUUUUGCAUUAAGUGAAAAACCACCCUUACAAAGUUCAGUUGGUUCAGGAGUUAAAUGAAGAUGAUCCUGACAGAAGGCAAGAAUUGAUUUUGGACAGAUUUGUAGUUCAUAAAAAAAUAGUUUUUUCUGAUGAAGCAACGUUUCAUUUAAAAGGAACAAUUAACAAACAUAAUUAGAUAUUGGAAAAGAGAAAAUUCUUAUUUAUUUAUAGGCACAGUUAAUGGUGAGGUUUAUCUAGAUUUUUCGAUUAACUUCUCACAAGUAUAUUUUGAUAGAUCAGACAAUAUUUCUGGUUGAAAAGUUAGGAUAAAGAAAGAAAUUAACAAAAUUUAAAAGAAGAAGAAGAAUCAUAACUCCUGAGCUACAAGAAACUGAUUCAAAAAUUGAAAUAGUAUUAAAAAUUUGUUCACAUGUUUCACAAAUUUUCCCGCAAGAUGCGAGCAUCUGCUUUAUUAUUACCAAAUCAUUUUAUUUUAAUAAGGCAUUAGUUGACGCCUAUCUCCAUUAUUUAAUAUUUCACUGUUUGUGACUGUCCAC